Hyalella azteca is the source of this 4523-nucleotide messenger RNA. It is a transcript of the gene Moca-cyp, whose product is annotated as peptidyl-prolyl cis-trans isomerase G. The record is from RefSeq and is a predicted model, not a curated record. Bases 73 to 3423 code for a protein of 1116 amino acids. Gene Ontology annotation, biological process: protein peptidyl-prolyl isomerization; protein folding. Gene Ontology annotation, cellular component: intracellular membrane-bounded organelle. Gene Ontology annotation, molecular function: peptidyl-prolyl cis-trans isomerase activity. The transcript has 13 exons. NCBI's taxonomy places the organism in Eukaryota, Metazoa, Arthropoda, Malacostraca, Amphipoda, Hyalellidae.
UUUUCUUUUUCCUAUAUUUUUCAGUUUGACCAUUUAAUGAUAGGAAACAUACACUUAAUAUAAUCUAGCACCAUGAAGGCUGGCGGAUCCAUCCGCUGCUUCUUUGAUAUCAGCAUUGAUGAUAUCCCUGCCGGACGCAUCAUCUUUGAGCUCUUUGACCACUUGUGUCCUAAGACAUGUGAGAACUUCAGAGCUCUGUGUACAGGUGAGGCUGGCAUUGGUCAGGUGACGGGCAAGCCGCUGCACUAUGAGGGAGUCAAAUUCCACCGCAUCAUCAAGGACUUCAUGAUCCAGGCUGGCGACUUUAGUGCAGGCAACGGCACAGGUGGAGAGAGCAUUUAUGGUGGCUGCUUUGAUGACGAGAACUUGGAGAUUGCCCAUGAGUCGCCCUUCCUCCUGUCCAUGGCUAACCGGGGGCGCAACACCAACGGCUCUCAGUUCUUCAUAACAACGCAGCCUGCACCUCACCUCGACGGGAAGCACGUGGUGUUCGGGCGGGUGGUGAGUGGUGAGGAGGUGGUGGUGGCGAUGGAGGAGCUGCCUGUCGAUAACCGUCAUCGUCCCCUCAACUCUGUCACCAUCAAGCGGUGUGGUGAACUCCUGUCACGGCCUAAGAACAAGGAGAAGAGGAAGGCCAGGAAGAAGGCUCUCUCCUCCUCCUCAGACUCAGAUGAAGAAGAAGAAGGCAAGAGGCGCAAGAAGAAGAAGAAGGACAAGAAGAAGAAGAAAAAGAAGACCAAGAAGGCCAAGCGUCAAGUGAGUGACUCAGACGAUGAAGGAGAUAGUGAGGAGCAGGAGGAGGGGGAGCUGCUGGACGAUGAGGGGGUGGAGCCGCCCCCCACCAUCACCCGCACCAUCAUCAGGGCAAACCCCAUCGUACAGGUUAGCCAGAUCGACCCCGACGAGAUCCCCUGUGUGCCGAAGAACAGGUUCCUGUACCGCGGUGUCCCUGAGAGCAGGGACGAGCCCAGGGACGAUGAGGGACGACGACCUGCCAGGGACGUCAGGAGGGACGAGCGUCGUCCUCACGACCCUCACAAGAGGGUUAAGGGACGAGGGGCCGUGCGGUACCUGCCCCCCGCGGCGCGGUCCCGGACCCCCACGCCCCCCCACUGGCGGCAGGAGCAACGGCGCCUCGUGCCCUUCGAGAUACACCAGCGUCGCGCUGAACGUCAGCUGGAGCGCGACGCUGAACUCGAGGAGCGCAAGAAGCAGCGCGAGGAGCGACACCGUCAGGCCGCCCUGGCGUCCAUGAGGGGACGGCGGGACGACAAGGGCGUCCCUGAGGCGUCCAUGGACGACGAGGACGACGAAGAAGAAGGAGAGGUGACGAGGAGGGACGGCAAGAAACGUCCCCGGUCUGGCGAGGAGGAAUGGCUCAGGCGCGCUCAGGAGCAGGACGAGUGGAUCAUGGGGAGACGCGGGGACGUGGACGGGGACUGGAGGAAGGCGAGGAAAGAAACACGUCUUGGGGAAGACGAGUCCUUGCGGCGUGGGGAAGAAAACAAGGCACGUCGUGGCGAAGAAAAAAUUCCCCGUCGUGGGGAAGAAAGGUUCACUCGUCGUGGGGAAGAAGGGCCCAAUCGUCGUGGGGAAGAAGGGCCCAAUCGUCGUGGGGAAGAAGGGCCCUAUCGUCGUGGGGAAGAAAAAAUUCCCCGCCGUGGGGAAAUUCCCACUAAUCGUCGUGGGGAAGAUAUGGAACCGCGUAGGGAAAGCGGGCGGGAGAAGCGAGAAAGCAAAUCUGAUAAAGAAAAGAAACAAGACUACAGCGAAAAAAAACCGUUCGAGCACGACAGCGCGGAGGACUCAGAGGACGACCUGAAGGAGCGGGAGGACAUGAUGGGCGACCUCACCAAGAUCCUGGACUACGGUGACGAGAACGCCCUCGACUACGACCCCAUUGAAGACAAUGACGAGGACGACGCAGACAAUGAUGAUGGCCUCCCCAAGAUGGCCAAUGACGGCAAAGAAGAAGACGUGUCUUCCACUAAGAUGGCCGACGAGGAUAUCGAAAGUUCAAGGAAAGAAGAGGAAAAUGGAGGCAAGGAGUCUACUGGAAAAUCGACUAAGGAUGACGGCCGAGGUUCCGCUGAAAAAACGGCUAAGAUUGACGGUAGAGAUUCUACCGGGAAAACGGCUGAGAAAGUUAUCCGUCAACCUGUAAAGAAAAUACCUGAAGAUGAGAGUGGAGAUUCUUCAGAGGAAAUUUCAGAUGAAGAAAUGUCUGUGAGAAAGGCUGUGGAUGCUGAAAAAAGUUCUGCAGUCAAGCGAAAUGAAGCUGUAGAAUUGGAUGAACCUGCUGAGAAAGCAAAGAAUAAGAAGGCAGAUGAAAAAUCGGCAAAAUCUCCCGUUAAAACGAGUUCGCAUCGCAAAGAAAAUGAAGACCAUGAAGGUAAAAGUGAAGAGAAGGAAGUUAAGGGGCAAAAAAGACCAGUAGAAAAGAAGAAAGUUGCAGAAACCAGCGAUUCCUCCGAUGAAGAUGAACGGAUGACCAAAACCAAGGACAAACAAGCCAAAAAAUCCACAGCUUCACCUGGCAAAGCCAAACCCGCUGACGCCGUUGGCAAGAGCUACAAAGACGCGGAUGAUAAAGACCCUGGCAAAAAAUGGGAUAAAGACUCCAGGGCUAAAGCGGAUAAAGAUUCUGGUAAAAAAAUGGAUAAAGACUCCGCAAGAAAAGUGGAUAAAGACUCGGAGAAAAAGGAUGAUAAAGUUUCAGCACGCAAAGAGGUGAAGUCCACGCGUGACGAGGCUGUCAACAAGAACAAAGAAGCUGCGUCCAAAAGUCGCGACCAUGAGAGGCGCGACGAAAAUCGACGUCGUCAUCGCAGCGGUGGCUCGCCAGGACGCCACGCCUCGCGAGACCGAAGUCCUCAUCGCUCCCCCGAGACGAAGGCGUCGAAGUCAGAGGCCUCAAAUGCGAAGUCCGAGACCUCCAAGUCGAAGUCCGAGGCGUCCAAGUCGAAGUCCGAGGUCUCCAAGUCGAAGUCCGAGGCCUCCAAGUCGAAGUCCGAGGCCUCCAAGUCGAAGUCCGAGGCCUCCAAGUCCAGAGAGAAACGGAGGUCCCGGUCUCGAGACCGCUCGGCCCGUAGACGUCGGUCUCGGUCCACGUCCCGACGAAGGAGAUCGAGAUCUCAGUCCCGCGGUAGACGGGCUCGAUCUCCUGACAAGUCCCGCAGUCGCAGGUCCCGGUCCAAGGAUAAGUCCAGGUCCCGAAGACGCCGGUCCCCAACUCCUAAAUCCAAACGACGUCCUACACGGUCCCGGUCUCGGUCCCGCGGUCGCCGGUCCAGAUCCCGCUCGAAAGAUGCCAAGAAGUCGCGGUCCAAAUUUGCUCGGUCUCGUCGGUCCCCUAGCUCUUCGUCCUCGACUUCAUCAUCGUCGAGUGCUUCGUCCCGACGAUCGUCGAGUGAGUCUGACUAGGAAACUUCGUAGACCGACUUGAUCUGGUCCAGUGAUGACGAGGGUCGAGUUGAUCUGGUCCAGUGAUGACGAGGGUUAAGUUGAUCUGGUCCAGUGAUGACGAGGGUAGAGUUGAUCUGGUCCAGUGAUGACGAGGAUCCCAUGUGUUGAUAACAUGGGUCAAGUGUUGAUAACAUGGGUCAAGUUUUGACAACAUGGGUCAUAACAUGGGUGAAAUUGCCGCCGUAAAGAUUUUUAUUCUUUAUGUACACUUCUAAGUUGACUUAAUUUUCCGUUAUACUUUGAGCGUCGAGAAUAAUAGAGGUAGUUAAUCCUGCAACAGAAAUGUAAUAAAUUUUUCAGUAAGAGCCAUUUGUGUAGUUGCUGUUGGUAAGAGAAUGGUUAAUUUUUUAUCGGGAAAUUUCAUUUUGGGAAAGAUUUCGUGAAGGUGAGCCGAAGAAGAAGUUCUAGUUCUUGGUAAAGGCUGACAUAGUCUAGUUUUUGUUAUAGUUUUCUGAUCCAAAAAAUGGGAGACUUCCUUUUAAUGGGAAAAGGGCUCUAAAUUGGCAUAUGUAUGUGUAAAUACUGGAAAAAUAUUUGGCCUUUAGAAAUUAACAAAUUUAGCUGAUUAUGCAAAUUCGUCAUGUUACUGGAAUGAACUUGCUGGUUAGUUAAUGAGCAUUGGAUAAUAAUUUUAUUACUUAAGGAUUCAGAAUUUUCUGUAUGUUUUAAGUUCAUUAAUUUGUGUAGACCGAGUUCUUCACGGCUAUUUUUUGUAUUAAUUUCAGUCGUGAAAGAGUAACGUACGGAAAUUAGACGAGAGAAAACAUUUUCAAUUUUUUGUAGAUUUUUGUUUAUUAAAAUUGACUUUUGUCUACUUUUGGCUAUUACUUAACGUCGUACAUCUCAUCUUUAGAUCAUUACAUGUUAACUUUUUGAUCUCUCUAAAAUUUAUUAAUUUACGUGCCGUUAGACGUUUUUUUCUAAAAAUAAUGAUAAGAUUAAAGAAAAUUCCGACUUUUGGGGGGAUUAACUUUGAUGAUUUUUACCUUUAAUUUAAUACAUACUCUCAAUGAAAUGAGUAUGACUAUGUCCAAAUAUCAAUACUCUAUUUGCCUUUA